This is a messenger RNA of Ostertagia ostertagi, 300 nucleotides long. NCBI's taxonomy places the organism in Eukaryota, Metazoa, Nematoda, Chromadorea, Rhabditida, Trichostrongylidae. The record is from the annotation of a GenBank genome assembly.
AAAGUUCCAAUAUUCCCUCCUCGUGAAGAGAUUUUCUCCGCAUUCAACCUCACGCCUUUGAAUAAGAUUCGUGUUGUUAUCAUUGGACAGGACCCUUAUCAUGGGGUUGGGCAGGCUCACGGCUUAUCAUUCUCUGUGAAAAAGGGAGUUCGACCUCCUCCGUCGCUCAAAAAUAUCUAUAAGACAGCACAUCCCUCUCCUCUGAGUGCAAGCAAGUGGUUCGGCUGCAAAUGCUUUUCAAAGACGAAUGCUGAACUGUCUCGCAUGGGGCGACCUCCCAUUGACUGGAAGUCCCUUUGA